Messenger RNA from Dacryopinax primogenitus, 1647 nucleotides. Its product is annotated as triacylglycerol lipase. Bases 1 to 1647 code for a protein of 548 amino acids. The transcript has 5 exons. Lineage: Eukaryota; Fungi; Basidiomycota; Dacrymycetes; Dacrymycetales; Dacrymycetaceae. The record is from RefSeq and is a predicted model, not a curated record.
AUGCUGACCAGGCUCUCAUCGUUGUUACUAUCGAUCGCUAUUCUGCCUCUGGUGGACGCAGUCGACCCUCUUGUCAAUCUCGGCUAUAGCCAAUAUCGCGGUGUCACUCGAGAAACAGGCGUGACCGAAUGGCUUGGGAUCCGCUAUGCCGCCCCUCCCUUGGGAGAACUCCGCUGGAGGGCCCCGACAGCUCCUAUACAGAACAAUACGUUUAUUGAUGCUGAUACUCAUGGUCCCAUCUGUCUCCCCACACCGGGCACGAACAACACUGGCGCUUCCGAGGACUGCCUGUAUCUCGAAGUCUGGGCACCGAGCACAACAACGACCGAAUCCAAGCUUCCCGUCUACCUAUUCAUCCAGGGCGGUGGUUUUAACGUCCUUUCCAGUGCCAACUACAAUGCGACGGGCUUGAUCCAGGCAUCGGAGACGAAUAUAGUUGUUGUCAGUUUCAACUAUCGUGUUGGGUUGUAUGCGUUCUUGGCAAGCCAGGAGAUCGUUGACAAUGGAAGUACGAACGUAGGCUUGCUCGACCAGAGGAUGGUGAUGGAGUGGGUUCAACAAUAUAUCUGUCUCUUUGGGGGUGAUCCAUCUCACGUCGUACUGGGUGGGGACAGCGCUGGAUCGGCCUCGAUCCUUCUGCACAUGAUGGCAUAUGGAGGGCGCGAUGACGGGCUCUUUCAAGCUGGAAUAGCCGAAUCCGCCACGUUCGGGAACAUGCUCAACGUCUCCCAAUCGCAGUACCAAUACGACACGGUCAUUGAGCGCGUUGGAUGCGGGUACGACAAGGUGCAGGACACGCUUGGAUGUUUGAGAGGACUGAACGCGUCGUUCCUGCAAGAGAACAACAUUAAUAUCCCGUAUUCAAACAUCGGAGCUGGAGCAAACGCACCGAUAUAUAUGUAUCAGCCGACUCUCGAUGGGGACUUCAUAACCGAUUAUACAUAUAAGCUUCUCCAACAGGAAAACUUUGUCAAGAUCCCCAUCAUAUUCGGCGACGACACGAAUGGCGGCACAGUUUUCACGCCGCACAAUACAUCCACCUAUGCGGAGAUGGACGAGUUCAUGCUCGAGCAGUGGAACGCCUUGACUCCCAGCCAGCUGGAGACGAUGAACUCGCUCUAUCCUCCUGCGGAUAUUUAUCCCGACUCGGGCGGGCUGUGGAGAACAAUAGCAAACGCGAAUGGUGAGAUGAGGAUCAUGUGUGGUAGUAUGGCAGUGGGGAGUGCCUUGAGCGUGUAUGGGGACGCUGGAUCUUGGGUAUACAGGUACAACGUGAUGGACCCGAUUCAGAUGUCGCAGGGUUUAGGCGUACCGCAUACCAUCGAGCUGGUUGCCAUCUGGGGACCGGAGAACCUAAUCUGGGGUCCGUACGGAGUCGUUGCCGGGACGCCGCCCGCAUCCUACUUCCCAGGUGGGGUAAAUGCGGCCGCCGUGCCGAUGAUGCAAGCGUACUGGACGAGCUUCAUAAGAAGCUAUGAUCCGAACACUUACCGACUGCCCGGAACGCCGGAGUGGGGUCAAUGGACAGUCUGGGGGAAGCAGAGGAUCGUCUUGCAGACAAAUGCGACUGUGACGGAGGUGGUGGACUAUGGACAGCAUUCGAGGUGCGCGUGGCUGGAGGCGAUCGGAUUAUUGACACAGCAGUAA